Acanthopagrus latus (yellowfin seabream) is the source of this 1402-nucleotide messenger RNA. RefSeq lists its product as uncharacterized. The record is from RefSeq and is a predicted model, not a curated record. Gene Ontology annotation, cellular component: chromosome. The transcript has 6 exons. NCBI's taxonomy places the organism in Eukaryota, Metazoa, Chordata, Actinopteri, Spariformes, Sparidae. Gene Ontology annotation, biological process: reciprocal meiotic recombination; synaptonemal complex assembly. Bases 12 to 644 code for a protein of 210 amino acids.
GUGCUGCGUUCAUGGACUUCAACCGUCAAUAUAACGUUUGCUCACGAGACCGACGGAAAGUUUUAACGGUCUCGUUAAUAAAACAAAUCUUCGCGGUUAAUGUCCUCUUCUACCAGCAGCGGGUGAUGGCGGCUUACAGAGAAGCGACUCCACUGUGGAAAACGACAAUAAUUGUCAGCACGUCACUCCAGAACCAUGAUACAUGCCGGAUGCUCAGCGCACAGCAGCACCGAAUCAGAUUUUCAGACAGCGUUGGGUCUGGAGCAUUUAUUUUUCCUCUGUCAGGUACUGCCUUUCUGUUGGUUGACCCUCAAGACCUCCCGCAGCGUUUUGAGGACUCGGGACUCAUUGAGAGGAUAAAGACGUUUGUGCAAGUUCACCGCAACAGCUUUCUACUUCUGUUUGCCCCCUUCAAUGGGAAAAAGGAGCUGGAAAUCUUGUCUGUGAUUCAGAGCAGAUUCUUUGGCAGUAAUCUCAGGAUCUUGCCUGUGCGAAACAAUACUGAGAUUGUCAAGGGACUGCUGACAAUUGCCAAGGCCACCAGUAAGCCCCAUGUGGACAGCAUCCGCGACCGCAUGUCUCUGGCUCGGGCUCACGUCCUCGAGAGCAGUCCUGUGUGGGAGAUGCUAAGAGACUUUCUGUGAACGUCAGCAGCUUUUCCCACACAUCUGUCUGAAUGAAGGAGGAGUACAUCGUCAGCUUUGAGCAUUAGCCAGGCCGGCUGGCAGAAGAGCAGUGACAGUGUUGAAUUAGACUGACUUACUGGGCUCCUCAGUUCUUUGUCUCUGAUAACGAGAUAGCGCAGAAGACUCAGACUCUCCAUUAUCCUGGAUAAAAGUGAGACAGGGCAUUGCUUAAUGGCUCAGUGUGGAUGAAGUGUCCAAGUUCUCAUAUUUAGAGACCCUUUUGUCUUUGAAUCUCAGCAGAAAAGCCAAAUUGCAAGAAGGAUUUGAGAGCCACACAGGACUGUAACUGAAAGAGAUCUGAGGUGGAUUAUGUCAUAUAGAUGUUAACAUCUGAAUCUACAUUGAUUUAGCUUCAUAUUUCAUGAAAAGCAGAAUUUGUUUAAGUUAUAGGUAUGGGUUUUAUAUUUAUAAAGCAGUCAGUGUUUAUCAGGCCAAGGACCCCUUAAGUGAUAGAUGGAGCUGGGAGCCCACACUGCAUAUAUUCUGUUUCAUAUUAAACUGGGCCUGCAGUGCCAUGUACGUUUGGGAUGAUAAUACAGAUAACUGGCCAAAACGUUUCAAUAAUACAUAGUUAGCUGACUUGUUUGUUCACAGGUAUGGGUAUCUGCAGCCCAGUUAAGGUGGUCGGACUGUCACUGGGUUUUGUCAGACUGCAACCAACGCUGAUUUGUUAUUAUCAAGUCAGAUCUUUAAGGCAGACUGUCUGCAGUCUGUGU